This is a messenger RNA of Ciona intestinalis (vase tunicate), 2100 nucleotides long. The record is from RefSeq and is a predicted model, not a curated record. NCBI's taxonomy places the organism in Eukaryota, Metazoa, Chordata, Ascidiacea, Phlebobranchia, Cionidae.
AUAUACCGUGGUCGAAAGCGGAACUAUUGGUGUAACGAAGAGUCUUGUUCGAGUCUUGGAAAAAACGAUAAAGUUUCGGAGGAAAAUCGAAAACAAAGUGACCAGGCUUCAGCGAGUAUUACAGAAGACGCAAAGGCGAUUUUGAAAACCGACACUAUUAAGAGCAACCAGUUAAUUAAAGAGGGAUUUAGUUUUAAAAUAGGGGAAGCAUCAGAUGUCCGGGAUCCGAAAGAAAACGAACAGAAACAAACUGAAAAGAAAACCGAUAAAGUUUCGGAGGAAAAUCCAAAACAAAGUGACCAGGCUUCAGCGAGUAUUACAGCAAGUGACAUACCAGUGAGCGAACAAGUCAAGACAAUGCAUUUGGAUGACGAAGACGUGGCCAAAUUGUUUGCUGAAGAAUUCGCAGAAGAGUCUUGGAAAGUUGAAAGAUACGACGAGGCGCGCAAGAUGUUCAUGCAACUGAUUGAAACACCUGAACAGACGUCACGUUUUGCCGCUUUGUUGCUAAAACUCUCAUUUUGCUGCAUAGUGGCUGGUGACGUAGGUGAGGGUGAAAGUUAUUUUCAGCGAGGUGUUAAGAUUUUACGGGGAGGACCACAAUGUGAACCCAAGUGCGCAGAAGAUCUGGCUCUCGUUGCUAAAAGAUUUGCUGAACAAAAGUGGGUGAAAUGCAGUCUGUUCCUGAUGCAAAUAUUCGUUGGUCUUAUAAAAGGAAUUCAAAAGGUGGAGCAGCAGUUGGACCCAAGUAAGAAAGCAGCGAUCGGGUUACUAAAUCUUAUCACGAUAUACAAAUACGAUGAUGCGAAUCAGUUAGUUGAUAAGAAAUACUAUUACGAUGAUGCGAAUCAGUUAGUUGAAGACUUAAUCUCUUGCUCACGACGAGGUCAGGAAGCUCCUGAUGAUCAAAACUUGGUUCAAUGGAUGCUUGUAAUGCUCAUGUGUAUAAAUGUAUUCCGUAUGAUCGGAAAAUUCAGUUCUUGUUUGAAAUACAGUGAAGAAGCCGAGACGGCCAUCGUGCGUUUAAACGAUGUUGACGAAAAAACUUUUAUGAAAGUUAUGCUUUUAUACUCGAGGUUCAUGAUAUCUCGCGAAUCGAAGAAAUUCGUUGAGGCAAAGCACUUUUUUAGCGAGAUGGAGUCAAUGCUGCCAAAAAUACACGAAAUUACUGGUACUGAAUUAAAAGAAGAAAGCUUACAAAUGUUUGAACAAGCGAAACAACUAAUUUCACAAUUCUAAUAUAAAACAUGCUGAAAUAAUAUUCUGUUAUCUUUAUUACAAGGUCCACAAUGUACAUCAAAGUAUCGUUAACUGUAAAACAACUUUAAGUAAUACGUUGGUACUUUAUAUGUGAAAAUAUUAGUCACAUAUGCAAAACAAAACGGUUUCAGAUUUCAUACAGUUGUUUCCUUUAAAAAAUCGUUUUACAGUACCUUUUCAUUCUGUUUUCUCGUCCUAUUUGGUAGUAAACAAAAGAACAUGUAAAAGAAUUUUAAAUCCGUAUCAUCACGACUCCCAUAGACCAUUGUUAAUUUUUUAAAACACGUUCAGGAUAUUUGGAUAUAAUGUGCUAAAGGUGUCCCAUCUUCCCCCAGCACUCUACUGUAUCAUUACAAUAGUCAAAUAUUGUUUUAUAUUAGAUGUGUUACGUGUUAUAUUAUUAAUUCUAUAUUCGACGUCAUGUGUUUGUAGUUGUAAAAUAAAGAUUACUCACUGGAGGAUCAAUCCGUGUGAUGUACGGUAAUAUACAUUCUUCCGAAUCGUGUAACUAGAGUUAGCAUUGCGACAACGGCUUUUAUUAAGACAGACAUUUAAGCUUCGGCGCAAUUUCAAAGUCAAAGCAGAUUUAAAUGGUAAGAAUGCCGUGGUUAAAGCUGUGAAAUAAUAAUAAUGACAUAUGAGUUGAAUCUAAAUUUCCAUUCAGUUUAAUUGCAUUGGUUGUGAGAGUCUUGCUGUUGAAAUGGAAGAACAGAAUAUAGAAGAGAACAGUUGAGAAAAGGGUUUCUUCUGCCUUCUUUUUUCAAAAAGAAUAUAAAGUUCUCUCUUCUUUUUUUCCAAAACAAAAGAAAGAAUAAUUUGUUCUAUUGUUUUGAGAAAAAA